AUGACCCAACUGCCUUCCUCUCUGCUCGUCAUCGACCUCAUCGUCAGCACUAAGAACGACCGUAUCUUUGAGGAGAGCAUUUUACUGGGCAUUGCACUCCUGAGAGGAGGAAAUACACAGAUUCAGAACUCUUUCUACAAUCAGCUGCACAAGCAGAAGAAGUCUGAGAAGUUCUUCAAGGUCUUCUAUGAUCGAAUGGAGCUGGCGCAGAAAGCGAUCCGCUCCAGUGUGUCAGUCAACAUGUUUGAGCUCAGCUGCAGGAAGAGAGAGGAGGAGGGCGAGGGCUCUGGAAUCAGAUAUAAAAAAGUUCGAGACUCCUUGCACCUCAGAGAAGACAUUCGGGGUCAGCUUAAAGAUGCCUCCUCUGUCACCUCCAAAGCCUACAGCACCUUUCGCCUGGAAGUGUACCCCGAGAUGGAGUCGAUGGGAUCGGGAGGGGACGGGAUGGAGGAGGUGGUGGAGGAGACCCAGAUGAGCCAGGCCAUCAUCAUCAUGAAACCCAUCCUACGCUUCCUUCAGCUGCUCUGUGAGAAUCAUAACAGGGACUUGCAGAACUUUCUGCGAGAUCAGAACAACAAAACCAAUUAUAACCUUGUGUGCGAGACGCUGCAGUUUCUCGACUGUAUCUGUGGCAGUACAACGGGAGGGCUGGGACUGCUGGGGCUCUACAUUAAUGAGAGGAAUGUGGACCUGGUCAAACAGACACUAGAGACCAUCACGGAGUACUGCCAGGGUCCUUGCCACGAAAACCAGACAUGCAUAGCCAGGCAUGAGUCAAACGGCAUUGACAUUAUCAUCGCUCUCAUUGUGAACCCAAUUGAUCCACUGGGGAAGAACCGACUUGACCUUGUGCUCGAGCUGAAGAACAAUGCAUCUAAACUUCUUCUGGCCAUCAUGGAGAGUCGUCAUGACAGCGAGAAUGCAGAUAAGAUCCUGUACAAGAUGAGACCCAAUGAACUGGUUGACGUGAUCAAGGAGGCUUACAUUCAAGGAGAUGAGAGUGAGAUUGAUCACGAGACAUCAGAUCAGAUCAGACCUAAAGAUGUUGGGCACAACAUCUACAUCCUGGCCCAUCAGCUGCUGAAUAAAAUCGUGUUCCUGGUUAGUUUUGUGGGGAACCAGGGCACGUUCACACGAGGGUACAAAGCAGUUAUCAUGGACGUCUUCUUCCUUCUGCAUGUCAGUUACGUCAUCGUUUGCAUGCUGGGUCUGUUUGUACAUGAGUUCUUCUACAGUAUCCUGUUGUUUGAUCUUGUGCGAAGAGAGGAAACCCUCCUAAACGUGAUGAGGAGCGUGACGAAGAACGGCCGCUCCAUCUUCCUCACAGCUGUUCUGGCUAUCAUCCUGGUCUACCUCUUCUCCAUUGUGGGCUUCCUCUUCUUUAAAGAUGACUUCCUCAUGCAAGUCGACCGCCUCCCUGCUUUAAAGAAGAGGAAUGUGAAGGAGUCUAUGAGCUGCCAGAGUGAGACCUGUUCUAACUCCCCUUUUAGUUCUAACCACGAAGAGGAUGAAGAUGGUACAGAGCGUGUGUGUGACACCCUGCUGAUGUGCAUCAUUACGGUUCUGAACCACGGGCUGAGGAACGGAGGAGGAAUCGCAGAUGUUCUGCGCAAGCUCUCCAAAGAGGAGCCCAUGUUCCCAGCACGUGUCGUAUAUGACCUCUUGUUCUUCUUCAUUGUCAUCAUCAUUGUGUUGAACCUCAUCUUUGGUGUGAUCAUUGACACCUUCGCUGACCUGAGGAGUGAGAAACAGAGAAAGGAAGAAAUUCUGAAGACAACCUGCUUCAUUUGUGGCCUUGAGAGAGACAAGUUUGAUAACAAGACUGUGUCAUUUGAGGAACACAUCAAGUCAGAGCACAGCAUGUGGCACUAUUUGUACUUCCUGGUGUUGGUGAAGGUGAAGGACCCCACCGAGUACACGGGCCCCGAGAGCUACGUGGCCCAAAUGAUUAAGGAGAAGAAUCUGGACUGGUUUCCACGGAUGCGGGCCAUGUCUUUGGUAAGCUCAGAGGGAGAGAGCGAACAGAAUGAGAUCCGAUUGGUGCAGGAAAGACUGGACACCACCAUCACUCUCGUGGCUCAGCUGACUUCCCAGCUGUCCGAGCUUAAAGAACAGAUGACUGAGCAAAGGAAGAAUAAACAGAGACUGGGCUUCCUGGGACCAUCACAGAUGAACCAUCAGAUCCCCCCUGCGCACUGAGGAUGCUCUUCACACACAGAUGCUGAUGUUCACACCAUGAAUAACACUACACUCAUGGUGAUAUCACACUUUACAUCAUGACAGGACAGUUGUCCAGUUAGAUCCUACAGACUUGAGCGUCAUUUUGUAAGUGUUUUCUCAUUUAGAUCUUAUAGACGGAGGACGUUUGGAAACAUACAGUGUGUGUUUGUUUGGAAAAUCAUGAACUCUACACAUAUGAGAGCUUACGCCAGAUGACUCAGACAGUCUUUGGACGGGCUGUCUGCCUUUUUUUUUUUUAAAGCGUCAAAUAUUAACUCCCUCACAUUUUAAUUGCCCUGUCCAUAACUUGAGUAUUGCUGUAAUUCAAAGUGGACUUUAGUCUGUGCUGGAAGAACUGGAGAGAUACCUCUAAACAAUUUAAUAUUUUUUUUUAUAAUUCAAAUUCAGCAUUACUUUAAUGAAAGAUAUAAGACUGGAAAACAUUCUCAUCUCAUAAUCAGACAACCAUGUGACCGUUGGAAUCUGUUUGUGUCACCUUCUACGAAGACCUAAACGCUAGUCUUAACUCUUAAAUGAUGAUAAUUUUUAUU
Molecule: messenger RNA, 2771 nt
Organism: Sinocyclocheilus grahami
Lineage: Eukaryota; Metazoa; Chordata; Actinopteri; Cypriniformes; Cyprinidae
Product: inositol 1,4,5-trisphosphate receptor type 2-like
Exons: 16
Coding region: 1-2199 (732 amino acids)
Biological process (GO): transmembrane transport; calcium ion transport
Cellular component (GO): membrane
Molecular function (GO): monoatomic ion channel activity
Source: RefSeq, a predicted model, not a curated record